AUGUUGACAUUUGAAAAUAACUCGAGUGUUAUGAUUUCAAUUCUAGGUUUUCGUCGUAUUGGGGUUUCACAUAUCUUAUUAAUACCAACUUGCUCUUCAAUCCCGGAAUUUAUCCAUUUAUGCGAAAUUCCUAACAAUGGUAGGCUUGUUAAAACAAAUGUGCUAUCAGAUUUUCGACCUAGCUUGGAUAAUAAUUUAGAUCUUGCAGCACUGCUACUUCCGAGCCAUGAAUAUUCAGCAUCGGUUCGAUUUUCAAAACGCUUAGUAUUGGUUGUGAUGGAGAUUUUUGCAGAGUCUGGAAGAUGGAAUUUUAUAAAGCAGAUGUCAGCUUCUACUGAAAAAUGUAUUUAUCUCUCCAGAAGUAGGAACGGUGUUAGGGCGAAUAGGAUAUAUGAACCAAAACUAUUUGGGCAAAGGAAUAUGCAAUUAUUGACAUCGGAAGUUCAAAGUGGAGCCACGAGAUUUAAACAAAAAUGUCCGAAUUCUAGCGUCAGUUUGUCAUGGGACAUUGUUGGGACAUGGCCUGGGACAUUGGUGAGACAGUUUGUGGGACAGUCUCAAAAUAAAUCCCUCCAUGUACAAGCACCAUAUUCCAAAGAAAUGACUUUGCAGCAAAAGGUGCAAAGUGCAUAUCGUGCACUCCUAAGAGCUUGCAGAUUAAGGGAUAGAACCAUUGCCUUUAUUAACGCAUAUUACCUGGAACAUUUCUUGGAAUCAGAAUCAACCAGCCCAUCCGAACGGGAUAGAGCAAUUACAAAAGACUCAGACUAUGAGUCUUGCAAUUAUCAGGGGACUUAA
Molecule: messenger RNA, 798 nt
Organism: Funneliformis geosporum
Lineage: Eukaryota; Fungi; Glomeromycota; Glomeromycetes; Glomerales; Glomeraceae
Source: the annotation of a GenBank genome assembly